Colletotrichum higginsianum IMI 349063 is the source of this 705-nucleotide messenger RNA. RefSeq lists its product as uncharacterized. The record is from RefSeq and is a predicted model, not a curated record. Lineage: Eukaryota; Fungi; Ascomycota; Sordariomycetes; Glomerellales; Glomerellaceae. Bases 1 to 705 code for a protein of 234 amino acids. The transcript is spliced from 2 exons.
AUGCCGUUCAGGGUCGCCAUCAUGACGCGUCCCACCGCCGACGGCAUCCAUGAGCUCUACUGCGAGCUAUAUACCAGCGAUCUCAAGAACGACCCUGGCUUCAUCGAGGCAGUCACCCCGGAGGAGGCCAAGGCCGAGUACAACCUCGACGCCUCGCACCUCCUCGAGGCGCAGCGCCACAGCAACAACAACAACACAAACACAAACACGAACAACGUCAACGUCCACGUCCACAACCAGCCCGGCCCCCGCCGCCGCUCGCCGUCCGCCCGCAGGGUCAACAACCACCCGGCCAGCAGCAGCACCCGCAACGUCGCCCCCGUCGGCGCGACGAACACGUACGUCCACAGCAUGUCGGGCGGGACCAUGGUCAUCGCGCCGUGCAACCGCGUGGGCAUCGCCCGGAACGCCGCCUCCGCCGCAGCAGCAGCAGCAGCGCCCACGGCGGUCCGGCGGGUCCAUAACGGCGCGCGUCGUCAUCGCGACGACGACUACAACGACUACGACUACGACGACGAGGCGAUCGGCGGCGGCCCCGCCCGGGGUUGGUUGGCGGCCCCACGCGGCGGUGUCGCUGGCGACCCGCUCGGAGCCGAGGAUCCCGGCCGAGAGGCGGUCGAGCGCGGUCUGCGACUGCGCUUCGCGAUGGAGAUGGGAUUCGGAUCCCUGGCGGGUAGAGGCUUCGGAGCGAAUGGUGGCUUCUGA